This is a messenger RNA of Vitis riparia (riverbank grape), 651 nucleotides long. Its product is annotated as acyl carrier protein 1, mitochondrial. The record is from RefSeq and is a predicted model, not a curated record. Gene Ontology annotation, cellular component: mitochondrion. The transcript has 2 exons. The coding region runs from base 34 to 408 and encodes 124 amino acids. Gene Ontology annotation, biological process: fatty acid biosynthetic process. Gene Ontology annotation, molecular function: acyl carrier activity; acyl binding. NCBI's taxonomy places the organism in Eukaryota, Viridiplantae, Streptophyta, Magnoliopsida, Vitales, Vitaceae.
AGAGAGAGUCGCAACCGGAGAAAGAAAGAGGCGAUGGCUCUGAGGGCCGCAAUCCUGAGGCACAUAAGAGUCCCAGUUCUUCAAACCCUAGCCCCCGCGUCCACCGCUUCCAACUGGCAGAGAUGGAUCCGACCAAUGUCAUCUCACGGCGAUGAUCAUCUUCAAAAGGAAGAGGUUAUCGAGAGAGUCCUCUCCGUCGUCAAGAGCUUCCCCAAGGUCGAUCCUUCACAGGUGACUGCUGAUGUACAUUUUCAGAAAGACCUGGGCCUGGAUAGCUUGGACAAUGUGGAGAUUGUAAUGGCUCUUGAAGAGGAGUUCAAACUCGAAAUUCCAGACAAGGAAGCAGAUAAGAUUGACUCCUGUAAUCUUGCCAUUGAGUACAUCUAUAACCAUCCAAUGGCUGGUUAAUUAAUUGGAGCAAGUGGGGCUCUGCUAUUGAAUUUCAUGGUGAACAAUUGUCUGAUCAACCCUGUUUUUGUUUUGAGUUGUUGGAUGGUUGUAGAAAUUUAAUCCUUUUCAUAGGAUGGGAAAAAGAAUAAUCCGAAUCUGUUUGAUAAGAGUAAUAUUUGCAGAAGUAGCAUUUCAUGGCUUUGCUACUAACGAUUGCAAUUUCCUGUAUUUGCAAUGAAUUGCUUGGAUUCCAUGCUGUUA